This is a messenger RNA of Caenorhabditis bovis, 1620 nucleotides long. Lineage: Eukaryota; Metazoa; Nematoda; Chromadorea; Rhabditida; Rhabditidae. The record is from the annotation of a GenBank genome assembly.
AUGGUAGAAUCAGAUAGUUCCCCAGUAGUCGAGGAAGUUAUCGCAAGUAUCAACGAUGUGCCCCCUGGAACUAAAAAAAUGUUUGAAUUGUAUGACCGUAAAAUCUUGGUGAUUAAUGAUAACGGAAGUCUUUAUGCGAUCAAUGGAUUAUGCUCUCAUUACAAUUUUCCGCUUGAAAAUGGAAUAUACGCAAAUGGCCGAAUUAGAUGUCCUCUUCAUGGUGCAUGCUUCAACGUGAAAACUGGUGAUAUUGAAGAAUAUCCGGGAUUUGACAGUUUGCACACUUUUGAUGUUCGAGUAGAAAAUGACUCAAUUAUUUUGAAAACAACUGAGAAAAUAUUAAAAACCGGUGAUCGAAGAAGAAGAGUUUGCAAAAAAGUUGCGAAGUGUGAAGAUCGCCCAAUUAUCGUUAUCGGAGGGGGAGUUGCUACUGCCACAUUCAUUGAACAUUCGCGUUUGAACGGUCUACAAACACCGAUAGUUGUAAUUUCUGAGGAAUCAUUCACACCCUACGAUCGAGUUUUGCUUAGUAAGAAACCUGCUGUCAAAGGUGAAGAAAUUAAAAUUCGUGAUGACGAAUAUUACAAAGAGAGAAACGUCAGUUUCAAACUAAACACUACUGUAACUGAGGUUUUACCAAAUAAGCGACAAGUAAAUUUGUUGAAUGGUGAAUCUCUUCAAUAUUCAAAAUUAAUCAUCGCCACUGUUGGAAAGCCUCGAAAGCUUUCGAUCCCUGGAUCCGACUUAAAGAAUAUUUUUUAUGUACGUAAAGUGCACGAAGCGAAUGAGAUCGCGGAGAAACAUGUUGGAAAACAUGUCGUUUGUAUUGGAGCAUCGUUUAUUGGACUGGAAAUGGCAUCAGCUCUUGCAGCGAAUGCUGCGAGUGUUACUGUGAUCGCCAAUAGCGAAGAACCUCUUCCAAUGUUUGGAGUUUCGAUUGGACGGGGAUAUCGCAAACGUUUUGAAUCGAAAGGCGUCAAAUUUGAAAGGAAUGCCAAUGUAAUUGAACUACGUGGGGAAAAUGGAGAUGUUCGAGCAGUGGUUCUUUCGAAUGGUGUAGAAGUUGCCGCAGAUCUCGUCGUUGUUGGAAUCGGAAUCACACCGGCUACUGAAUUUUUGAAAAUAAGUGGAAUUGCUGUGGAUUCGCGAGGAUUUAUCACUGUCGAUGAAAAGUUCCGAACCAAUAAGAAUUUCAUUUUUGCAAUCGGUGAUGUUGUUUCGUUUCCGUUGCCACAAUGGAAUAUUGAGAGUAUCAACAUUCAACAUUUCCAAACGGCCCAAACUCAUGGACAACAUCUUGGUUAUUCGAUUGUUGGAAAACCGCAUCCUGGAGCAAUUGUGCCUUACUUUUGGUCAUUAUUCUUUUUCGAAUUUGGAAUUAAGUUUUCAGGAUGUUCUCAUGGAGCCAACGGUGAAUGGUACUUUGGCGACCCGGAAGAAUUAAAUUUCGUCAAAUAUUACUUGAAAGACAAUCGUGUGAUCGCUGUUGCAUCGGGCGGACCGUCUAAGGCUGCUGUCGAAUUUGCGGAGCUUUUCAAGCGCGGAAUCACCAUUACGUUGGAUGAUUUGAAGAAAAGCGAAGAUCAUGUAUGGACUAGCCGUUUAAUUAUUAGCCAGUAA